AUGGACCAGUCGGGGAGCGGGGCAUCACAUUCGUCCUGCUCGCCUGACAAGACGCGCGCGCCAUUGGCGCGUCGGCGUGGGGGGCCCACCGGCAGUAAUGCUGGAAGCGAUCCCCGGUGGGUUCCCGAUAUCGCGCGGCCAAGGCCAUCCGAGGUGGGUUUAGUGGGUAGUACGGGUAUUGCACGCGGUCGGGAAGGAUUAGCCUUCCCGAUCGUAAACCCUUGUGUAAUGGAAAAUUGUAAAAAUAUAUUCGGACAAAUGCUUGGGCUUAGUUUCUUCAGAUUUCUACGCGAUUCAGAAAGGGCUCAAUUAUGGUUAAGAAAUUGUGGACGUACUAUUGACAAGUCAACAGAAAAUUUAUAUAAGAAUUAUCGUGUUUGUGGAGAUCAUUUUGAAGAUACUAUGUUUUUAAACAAUUUAAAAAAUCGUCUACAGCCACAUGCAAUUCCAACAGCAACAAAUGCUAAUGCAAAUAUUUCUAAUAAUAAGAUUACAUUUUCAAAUAGUAAAGGUAAAUCUUUUAUUUUAAUUUAACAUUUUUCAAAAUCCUUUAAUUAAUAUUCAAAACUCUAUUCUUUAAUAGAUAAAAAUCUAACUAAUCCAGUUAUAAAUGAAAAAAUUAUAAACGAAGUAAAUCAAGAGAUAUAUGAAUGUAACCAGUCAGAUGAUAAACUAGAUGAUAAGUCAGACAAGGAAACACAAACACAUAAUAAAUUAACAAGCAGUUCAUCACGGAAACAAAUAUUAAAAAAAAAAUUGUUUACUUACGGCAGCGGUUAUGAAGAUUACAACGACAAUU
This is a messenger RNA of Monomorium pharaonis (pharaoh ant), 799 nucleotides long. RefSeq lists its product as uncharacterized. The coding region runs from base 1 to 534 and encodes 177 amino acids. Lineage: Eukaryota; Metazoa; Arthropoda; Insecta; Hymenoptera; Formicidae. The transcript has 4 exons. Gene Ontology annotation, molecular function: sequence-specific DNA binding. The record is from RefSeq and is a predicted model, not a curated record.